Messenger RNA from Eptesicus fuscus (big brown bat), 1618 nucleotides. It is a transcript of the gene DUSP2, whose product is annotated as dual specificity phosphatase 2. Gene Ontology annotation, molecular function: MAP kinase tyrosine/serine/threonine phosphatase activity; protein tyrosine/threonine phosphatase activity. The transcript has 4 exons. Lineage: Eukaryota; Metazoa; Chordata; Mammalia; Chiroptera; Vespertilionidae. The record is from RefSeq and is a predicted model, not a curated record. Gene Ontology annotation, biological process: protein dephosphorylation; endoderm formation; negative regulation of MAPK cascade. Gene Ontology annotation, cellular component: nucleus; cytoplasm. Bases 63 to 1007 code for a protein of 314 amino acids.
GAGCACGGGUAGUUGGAGAGGAGUGGGGACGCAGAGAAGGAGCGCAGGAAGAGGCCGGCGCCAUGGGGCUGGAAGAGGCGCGUGAGCUGGAGUGCGCGGCGCUGGGCGCGUUGCUGCGGGAGCCGCGGGAGGCCGAGCGCACACUGCUGCUCGACUGCCGCCCCUUCCUGGCCUUCUGCCGGCGCCACGUGCGCACCGCGCGGCCCGUGCCCUGGAACACCAUGCUGCGGCGCCGCGCACGCGGGCCUCCUGCCGCCGCCCUCGCCUGUCUGCUGCCGGAUCGCGCGCUGCGGGCGCGCCUGGCCCGCGGGGAGCUGGCGCGGGCCGUGGUGCUGGACCAGGCCAGUGCCUCGCUUGCCACGUUGCCACCCGAUUGCCCUGCCCGGGUGCUGCUGGCCGCGCUGCUGCACGAGACCCACGCCGGGCCCACCACUGUGUGCUUCCUUCGAGGAGGCUUCGAUGCCUUCCAGGCCUGCUGUCCCGACCUGUGCUCUGAGUCCGCCGCCCCAGCGACGCCUCCUGCUGGGGCAGAAAGCAACCGUUCAGACCCCAGGGUCCCCUUCUAUGACCAGGGUGGCCCUGUGGAGAUCUUGCCCUACCUCUUCCUGGGCAGCUGCAGCCACUCCUCCGAUCUGCAGGGGCUGCAGGCCUGCGGCAUCACCGCUGUCCUCAACGUCUCCGCCAGCUGCCCCAACCACUUUGAGGGCCUUCUGCGCUACAAGAGCAUCCCGGUGGAGGACAACCAGAUGGUGGAGAUCAGUGCCUGGUUUCAGGAGGCCAUAGGCUUCAUUGAUUCUGUGAAGAACAGUGGGGGCCGGGUGCUGGUGCACUGCCAGGCGGGUAUCUCCCGCUCUGCCACCAUCUGCCUGGCAUACCUGAUCCAGAGCCACCGUGUGCGGCUGGAUGAGGCCUUUGACUUUGUUAAGCAACGCCGGGGGGUCAUCUCCCCCAAUUUCAGUUUCAUGGGGCAGCUGCUACAGUUUGAGACUCAGGUGCUAUGCCACUGAAGGGCCACAGCUGUGGUUCCGGGGGAGCUGACCUGGGACAGCUAGGCCGCCUUGGGGGCCUCACAGCCCCCCUCACCGCAGGGAGAACCGCCCCUUCCUUGGAGUUUGGAAAGCUCCCGGUAGGGGCGCUGGAAGUACAGGAAUGCUGGACUCUUCACCUGGUGCUCUUCCGCUAGGGGUCUGAGGGCUGGCCCUCGUCUGGGGACAAGAGUGAGGGUUUGUCUACUUCCCUCCCUCCCCAUCCUCUGGCAGAAACUAACUGGACUUUACACCCAUGGAUCCAGUGGUCCCACCACUGUGUUGAAGCCCUUGGCAGCCCAAGAGCCCAAGGAACAAGCUGUGACAACCAGGAGCCCCAUCUGGGGGUGGCGCACCCCAGGGGCUGGAGCCUGAGCCCUGAGCUCCUAGGGAGCUGGGCUCAAGCACUGACGCGUCCCUCGUGUGGACCUCUUGCUUGCGUGUGUGUAUUGGAGCAUUUCACGCCGUGUUGGCGCUGGAAAGUUAUUUGUGUUCAACUGAUAUUUAACACCCCCUCCCCUACUUCCUCCCAGCCCUGUGGGCGGGGGUUGGAAACUUAGCACUUUAUAUUUAUACAGAACCUUGAAAAUGUG